AUGCCCAUAGACACCUGCAAUCUAAAGGUGGUCCUCUUAUGCAAGGGUCCAGGGUCCAAUGCUGAUGCAUUGAGGCCCAAUAGAGACGAUUCACAAUGGUGGGGAAGAAGAGACGCCUUGGUCAGAUGCAUAAGUUCCUUUCUUUUCUCCCCUCGACCACAAACCGGAUCCAGGGAGUUGGUGUUUCUAUUUGAUGAUGACUUGGCAAAGAUGACGAUUAAAGUAACAAAGAACUGCAAUUUUGUGCCUACAGAGAAAGCGAUUAUUUCUCUCUGGAAAAAAGCAGCGCAGAAAUUGAACACGACGAUUGAAGAGAACGGCAUGGAGUGUGUGGUCGAAAUCGAUCCCACUUACCAGAGCGACACUCUAUCGGCGGGUAAUCGUCCCUCAGGACUCGAUUCGAAACGACAAGUUUUGGAAUAUCUUCAGAAGCAUUGUCCUAUGGAAUUUCUGAGAUCAAAAGGAUUGAACAGCAACAUGACUGUAAUUCUUAGAAAGACAAAUAAGAAGGCACUGAUUGCAGUAUUUAAUGAUUGGAAGAAGGCAACUCAAAAGGGGUUCCCUGCUAGAGAUGAUGCAUCACAAAGACAGAAACUCUUCCAUCACAUCCUGAACACUGAAAAAGAAAAAUCAACUCGAGUGAUCGCUGGGACCUUGCACGAAAUGUUUCAAGAAUUCCCGUGUUAUGGCCUCGCCACCAAAGAGAACAAGGAAGUCGUUCCUUUCAGUUUGGUCCUAUUUCUCGGUGCAGUUCGAGACAUGUCUCCCAAAGAGAAUCAAAUUUUGCAAAGCGUCUGCAAGAAAGCAGAUAUACCUCUCGUCGGAAUCCGGUUCGGGAUGGUACCAGAGUUCACCAGUAAGAUUUUAUCCAUCCUUUCAUUCCAUCACUUCCAUAAUGCUGUUUCAGUUCCGAUCGAGAGGCUACUUGAGUCCAAUGCAGGUCAAGCAAUAGGGGAGAAAAUAUCAUGGAAACCUGAAUCGCAUAAACUCCGAGUGGUUUGUUCUGUUCCAAUGUCGUCAACCGAAAUAUCCACUGAUCUGAAAGCCCGUUGCCGGACGCACUGGUGCCUCAUUCGAGUCAUUGUGUGCACACUUUGGCGAUCGCGCUUGGUAUCUUCUGACUUUUCAACCUCCCUCACAAAUUAUCUGCAUUUGAUGUUUCGGGAUGGAGUCACUCUGGAACUGAAUGAGGCUGCUUUUGUAUCAAAGCUUGCGAAUAAGCACCAAGCUGCCCCGUCCGAGUAUCAAAUUCUCGCUGCUCUCAAGGAGAAUAUUGAUACAGCAUCAUCAAAAGCGAACGACUUGAGUGAGAAAAAGUUGGCGAAGAAAGUCAUGCAACAAGUCAUGAAGGACGAGCAGGAAGAAAAGUGUCUCAUACAUGGGCUGAACUCCAAGAUUGCCGAUUCAUCCCUCUCGGCCAACUUUUAUAGAGAAGAAGAGCCCAAGAGGUCAGAGGGCCGGACUGUCGUAUUAUUACUUGAACUUGACGCAAACUCCAGAGAGAAGGGCCAAGCUAUCAGCACUACGUAUGACGCCCUUGUUCGCGCCGCAAGGAAAACAAGUUCACCUUUCUUGGAAGGGCCCUUGUUCGAUUGCGAUUGUGAGGACCAAGAAGCUGCUUCGAUUAUUGCUUUGCAGCAUUUCUGUAACCAGAACAAGCUAUUCACCAUGAAACAGGCGAGCAACAAGAGAAAACGCGACAGCGGUCACUAA
Messenger RNA from Cylindrotheca closterium, 1713 nucleotides. Lineage: Eukaryota; Bacillariophyta; Bacillariophyceae; Bacillariales; Bacillariaceae. The record is from the annotation of a GenBank genome assembly.